AAUUACAAAAUGAUACGUAAAAAAACGAAAAUAAUACCCCCAGAUGGGGGUUGGGGUAAUCUGGUGGUACUUGGUGUAACUUUGGCUAUUGGUACAGGAAUCGCUCCGUUACAAGUAUUAUUUUCAAUCAUUUUUGGUAAUUUUCUAAGUGAAAUUGGAGAUGGUCCCAGUUCUGUGGCAACUGUUACCAGUGUUUUUGCUAUGUGUUUCACAUUUACAGGAGUCUUGGCAAAUCCAUUAAUCCAAAGAUUUCCAUUAAGGACCAUAAGUUUGUUUGGUACAAUGCUGUUUAUGUCUGGUGCAGUAUUGAAUAUUUUUGUGACAAAAACCUGGCAUUUAAUUGUUACAUUUGGAAUUUUAUCUGGUAUGGGAAUUGGAAUAGUUUUACCAUGUGUGCUAACAAGUUUCAACAGUUAUUUUAAUAAACGUCGUGCAUUCAUGAAUAGUUUAGCACAUUUAGGAUUAUGUCCACUUUAUAUUGCACUACCAGUAUGUUUUCAAUAUUCCUUGGAAAAUUAUGGAUUUCGUGGUACAGUUGCCAUAUUAUGUGCAUUCGAAGCAAAUAUGUUUAUAGCAGCUAUUGUCUUGUCACCAGUGGAAAAACAUGCUCAGAAAGAAUACGAAUUAGUUACAGUGGCGGUUAAUGGGAAAAAUAUUGAAAAGGAAACAAAAACAAAUGAUGGAGAUCUGGAAAAAACGGAAAAUGAAACACAAUUAAGUGUUGAAAAUACAGAAAAUGAAACAAAAGUGCAUGAUGAAAAUCUGGAAAAUGAACCAAAAGUAAAUGAUGAAAACACAGGAAUUGAAAUAAAAGUUUUCGAUGAAAGUUCCAAAUUAACUGAAGACACAAAUAAUUCUAUAAUAAAUCCAAGAGAAAAUGAAAUUGCUCCCAAUAAUGACCAAUCUGGAAUAUGGCAGCAAAUAAUCCACAUGUUUGAUUUAACGUUACUUCAUGAAUGGAAAUUUAUAAAUUUGGUAAUUGGUAUGGCCAUGUUUUUCUAUCUAGAUUUAAACUUUCUAACAUUAUCACCAAUGUUUCUAAUUCGACGUGGAUUCGAUCCAAAACAAGUGGCUUGGUGUGUGACGUCAGCUGGUAUUGGUGACUUUGUUGGCCGUUUUGUUUUGACCGCAUUUAGUAAAUAUAUCCGAUUCAAAUAUUGGUAUAUUUAUUUUGCUGGCAGUUUAAUUACGUUUAUUUGUCGAAAUGUGUUUCUGAUUGAAAUGUCCCAAAAAUUAAUGUUAGGUUUAUUUUUCGUAACUGGAUUUGGUCGAAGCUUAAUCCUUACACCAAUUCCAAUUUUAUUCACUGAACGUUACAGUAUUGAACGAUUUCCAGCUGCCUGGGGAUUAUAUUCAGUUACGUGUGGUUUUACAAAUAUUUUUUUGGGAGCUUUUAUUGGUUCCAUAGCAGAUUAUUUUAAGAAUGAUACAUAUACAAUGCAUACAUUUACAAUUAUUUCAAGUGUUUUAAUCACAACAUGGUUUAUUCAAGCAUAUCUCGAAAACCGUCCAAAGAAACAAUAAAAUGAAUGUUUUUGGAUUUUUUAUACAAAUUAUUUAAAAUGUCCCGGAUUGGUCAACUUCUCUGAACAGAGACCAUGAGAUCAAAAAGUGUGUUCGUUAAUUGUGGAACAUCCCUUAGAAAAUAUGUUAAAAAUUUUUGGCUGAUUUGUAUGCCGUUUAGUGAUUCUAAAAAGUCGAAUAUUAUUUUUUAAAUUGUAUUAUUUUCUGAAUUAAUAAAUCUAUGGUUUUAAUUUUUUUUAUUUCUUGUUUAAAAUAUAGAAACAUGGGCAACACCAAGGGGGGCCAGGUUGGGGCAGCUUCCCUUUUCUCCAUAAAAUAACUUGCACCCCUAUUUGCCAUCGGCUGGCAACACCCUUGCAAGAAGACUAGAAAAAUUUAAGUAACCCAUAAGAGUUAAAAGAAAGUGAGAUACAAUCAGCGCCUCCAAAUUCAGAUUAACGAAUUAACAAGUGCCAGACGUAUAUGGACUCAUCUCGAGAUCCAUAGUUAACUCUCUUUCUUUUCUAGUCUUCUUGAAGUAACCAAAUGUGUCGUUCCUCUCAAAAAUCUGAUUAGAUAAAUGUUAAAUUUGAGAAGGAACGAUUUCCAUAUAAGUGACGAUAAGGUUGCCACUCACAUGAACAGCUUGUUUU
This is a messenger RNA of Chrysoperla carnea, 2156 nucleotides long. RefSeq names its product monocarboxylate transporter 7-like. The record is from RefSeq and is a predicted model, not a curated record. Bases 10 to 1524 code for a protein of 504 amino acids. Gene Ontology annotation, biological process: transmembrane transport; monocarboxylic acid transport. Lineage: Eukaryota; Metazoa; Arthropoda; Insecta; Neuroptera; Chrysopidae. The transcript is spliced from 8 exons. Gene Ontology annotation, molecular function: monocarboxylic acid transmembrane transporter activity.